UUGGUUAGAAUGUAGAUAUCAUCAAUAGCAGAUUUGUAUCUGGACAUGCCCUUGACCAAACUCGGCACAAUGGAGGAGUCGUUCACAAUCUGGUGCACUGUUUUGUUUUUUUUGUUGUGUUUUUUUUGUUUGUUUGUUUCAUUUCUUUCCCCCUUUUCUGUUUUUUUUUUUUUUUAGGUCGGAUCCACUAGAGGUCGCUAGAGCACUGUUAAAAAAACAAAACAAAAACAAAAACAAAAAAAGCCCGUUUUGACAGGUUGUUAUUACAAAAGAUGAAGCCAACAGAUGAAACCAAAUUGUUAUGUCAUUUGGGCGCUUGAGCUUUGCGAUUGUGGGUCUGUUAAUAAUAAAUUGUUUAAGAAUAUAGCUCUGGGUUUCAUGCCUUUGUGAAAAGAGAUUCUCAUCCGUUUGCUUCUACGUGCACUGUAAGGUGGAUUUGAAUUUCCAUCCCUUCACUACACAUUGUAACAUUCUUGUCGGAUACAAUGAAGCUGAUAUAUGUCUUAGCCAAUGAACGUCUUUAUACAGGCGGAUGUGGUUUGCAGGAAAGUAUUACCAAUCACGACGCAGCUCCCACUUCAUAGAGGCGGAACUUGUGCGGGAAAAGGAAAGUUGGUACACGCCAAUCAUUUCCAGCGCUAGUGCCUCAUUGGUCCGUCGUUAUGAAUGAGGUGGGUCUUGACGACACUCACCGUGUAAGCUACUGUUGAAAUUCCAGUGCUAAGCAACUUUAGCCAGCUUGCUAACAUGUAAUUUGGCGAAUGUGAAGAACUACACAUACCGCGCUAUUCCGGAUUUAAAUGCAUGCAUAAUGUUUCAUGUCCAAUAGAGGGAUACUGGAAAAUCCGUCUUAAUGCUUGCUACUGCGCGUGUCUCAGUUACUGCAACCAGGACAUGUCCAGUUAGCCAGAGCGCAGCAUUCUGUGGAUAACGAACCUGGCAAGCUAACCAGUCAGCCCGUUCGGACUGGGUCUGUCUUGAGGGAUCUGAACAGGUUUCAUCGCGCCAGAGGACAGUAAAACCGGAUGCUGUGACUGCCAUGAGUCCCGCGGGCUGUCCUCAUGUCAACAGUUUUAAAGUGGACAACUGGAAGCAGAACCUGAGGGUUAUUUAUCAGUGUUUCGUGUGGAGUGGUUCAGCCGAGACCAGAAAACGCAAGGCCAAGUCAUGUAUCUGCCACAUGUGCGGCGCCCACCUCAACAGACUCCACUCCUGCCUCUACUGCGUCUUCUUCGCCUGCUUUGCCAAAAAACACAUCCACGAGCAUGCCAAGAGCAAGAGGCAUAACCUAGCUAUUGACCUGCUGUAUGGAGGAAUUUACUGUUUUAUGUGCCAAGACUACAUUUACGACAAAGACAUGGAACAGAUAGCCAAAGAGGAACAGAGGAAAGCGUGGAAGAUGCAAGGCAUAGGGGAGAAGUACUCAACAUGGGAGCCCACCAAGAGAGAGCUGGAGCUGCUCCGCCACAACCCCAAGAGGAGGAGAAUCACCUCCAACUGUACUAUUGGGCUGCGAGGUCUGAUAAACCUGGGCAACACAUGCUUCAUGAAUUGCAUCGUCCAGGCGCUGACGCACACCCCGCUGCUGCGCGACUUCUUCCUGUCCGACCGACACAAAUGCGAGAUGCAGAGCAACUCCUGUCUGGUGUGUGAGAUGUCGCAGCUCUUCCAGGAGUUCUACUCAGGCCAUCGGUCGCCGCACAUCCCCUUCCGUCUUCUCCAUCUGGUGUGGACUCACGCCCGUCACUUGGCCGGCUACGAGCAGCAGGAUGCCCACGAGUUCCUCAUCGCGGCGCUGGACGUCCUGCACAGACACUGCAAAGACGACAACGGGAAGAAAGCCAACAACCCCAACCACUGUAACUGCAUCAUCGACCAAAUCUUCACAGGGGGGCUGCAGUCUGACGUCACCUGUCAAGUCUGCCACGGUGUCUCGACGACCAUAGACCCGUUCUGGGACAUCAGUCUGGACCUGCCGGGCUCCUCCACCCCGUUCUGGCCCCUCAGCCCAGGAGGAGACGGGUCAGCGCUUAACGGAGAAAGUCACACCACUGGAGCCACGACACUCACCGACUGUCUGCGCAGGUUCACCAGGCCAGAGCACCUUGGCAGCAGCGCUAAGAUCAAGUGCAGCGGUUGCCAUAGUUACCAGGAGUCCACCAAGCAGCUGACCAUGAAGAAGCUGCCCAUCGUAGCCUGCUUUCACCUCAAGAGGUUCGAACAUUCAGCCAAACUGCGGCGGAAGAUCACAACUUACGUCUCCUUCCCGUUGGAGCUGGACAUGACCCCCUUCAUGGCUUCCAGUAAAGAAAGCAGGAUGAAUGGGCAGUACCAACAGACUGUGGACCCCUUCAACAAUGACAACAAGUAUAGUCUGUUUGCAGUGGUGAACCACCAGGGAACGCUGGAGAGCGGCCAUUACACCACCUUCAUCCGCCAACACAAGGACCAGUGGUUCAAAUGUGACGAUGCAAUCAUCACCAAGGCCAGCAUCAAGGAUGUGCUGGACAGUGAAGGGUACCUUCUCUUUUACCACAAACAGUUCCUGGAGUACGAGUAGUUCCCUCCAUCAGCACAGUCUGCAGGAGGAGACAAGGGAUGAUGCAAGGAUUACACUAGUCACAUGGGAAAGGGCGAGAGGGCGAUGGGAAAGGCGUUGAAACAGAAACACGAGCCUACCUGAAUCAGUCCGAAAUCCCAACUCUCACUCUUAACACGGAACCACCCUUAGCACAUACUAAUCUAGCUCCUAUGUACGACUUUCAAGACAAAAAAGUGUCUGCUGUGCCGGACCGUGCAAAAAGUGCAAAAGAAAAAAACAAAACAAACAAACAAACAAAAAAAAAACAAAACAAAAUGCAGGAAAUUUGGAAGUGAACUUUGUAUGGACACUGAAACAAUAUUGCAUACAUAAAAAGUUUUUUUUUUCACUUGAAUUCAGGAAAUGAAGAGGAAAGCAGCUGGGAUUCUUCUGUAAGAGAGAAAUGACUGCAGAAUCAGUCUGCACGCCUGGACUUUUUUUUUUUCCUCUCUCUCUUUUUCAGACCCACACAGAAGGGCAUGAGGGUUUUUUUUUGUUUUUUUUGUUUUUUUAAACCUUAGUUUACUUGAUCACAAAUGCUGUUCUCCACCAACGUCCUGUUUCAUGUUCGUACCGCUGCAUUCAGUGUCGCCUGAAAGCGUUUGUAAGCCGCAUGGGGAUUUGAGGCUCUAAAAAAAAAAAAGAAUUUCAUUUUCAUUGUCAAAACUGGCAACUUUGUGGACACACACACUUGUGUGACACACCCAACACUCCUCCAAAUGACCAAAUAUUUCAAGGAUGGAGGUUGUCUUAUGCAUUUUUCUCCACAAUCCCGAAGGUGGGUGGGGGGUGGAAUCACCUGACAUAUGGUAUUAUAUGAACAUUGUACAGAGGGAGAGACAGUUAAUUCCAUUCAUUACACAUAAGUUUGUCGCUGUCAGAUACUUUUAGGAAACCCAGUACGCAAAGGUUCUGUUAUUUUCUGCCUUUACAAGCUGCUUCCAACAGUCACACAGGGGGUUGGGGGGGGUAAAUUACACAGUGAAUACUAUAUUUUUAUACAUACCGUAAUUAAAUUGUUUGUUUACACUUUUGCAUUCUCCGUAAGCUCUCACAUUGCCUGUCCGUGUUACAUUGUGCCGUCAAUCACGUUUUUUGUGCACAAAAUU
Molecule: messenger RNA, 3690 nt
Organism: Scatophagus argus
Lineage: Eukaryota; Metazoa; Chordata; Actinopteri; Scatophagidae
Gene: usp22
Product: ubiquitin specific peptidase 22
Exons: 13
Coding region: 1040-2560 (506 amino acids)
Biological process (GO): protein deubiquitination
Molecular function (GO): zinc ion binding; cysteine-type deubiquitinase activity
Source: RefSeq, a predicted model, not a curated record